GGUUCUGAACUGGCCUCAAGGACAUCGAGGAUCGAGAAGGCUUCCUCCCGGUGUGUAGCCUGGGUCUGGGCCAGGUGGGGCGGCUGAACCUGGGCCAGGAGGUCAGCAGCCUGCGGUACUUCCCCAUCUGCGGGCUGCAGGAGGGAUUCGAGCCCUUCGCCAUCAACAUGAAACGCGACAUCAGCAUGUGGUUCAGCAAGAGCCUGCCGCAGUUCUCCCCCAUCCCCCCUGAGCACCCCCACUACGAGGUGUUGCGCAUCGACGGCACGGUGGACAACCCGCCCUGCCUGAAGUUGACGCACCGGACCUUUGGCUCGCAGAACGCGGUGAGCGAGCUGCUCUUCCUGCGGCUCAGCAUGCCCGUGGAGUUCCACGAGAAAUUCAAGUGCACGGCAGGGGCCACACCCCUCACCCACGCCCUCACCAUCCCCGAGGAGGACGUCAAGGAUGUGGACCUCGACUCCGAGUUCGAGGUGCUCCGGAAGUCGGCCGGGCGUAAGGAGGCCGAGGAGGCCGAGAAGGAGAAGCAGGGGGGGGCCCUGGCCUCCCCCAAGGAGCCCCCCAGGGUGGAGAAUGAGAAGGAUGCAGCAUCGGAGAAGGGCAAGAUCAAGAGGGGCUUCCUGUUCAAGGCAAAGAAGGCCACGUUCAUCACCCCGCCCCCGGUGGUGCCCUCCGUGCAGCGGCUGGAGGAAGACGUGGUGCCUGACGACCGCGACGACCCCGAGAUCAUCAUGAACACCACCACGUACUACACUCUGGGGCAUUUCGGCGGGCCAGGAGCCCACCUCGUCUGGGUGGGCCUGGGUCACCCGACUACCAUCAGCACGACAUGCAUUCGACCUGAGCAAGGUGCGCCACGUCACCAGUCUCCCAUGGGCGCGACCAGGGCCACAUCCACGACAAGCACGCGGACCUGGUGCUCGGCUGCCUGGUCGAUCUGGCACGGGGCUUAUGCCUUCACGGCCAACGGCCAAGGAGGAUCCAACACCUUCUACCAGGUGGAACCGAACACCAAACUCUUCCCGGCCGUCUUUGUCCUUCCCACGAGCCAGAAUGUCGUCCAGUUCGAGCUGGGCAAGAUGAAGAACAUCAUGCCCCUCUCAGCUGCUAUGUUCCACAGUGAGCGGAAGAACCCUGAGCCGCAGUGCCCUCCGCGCCUCGUCAUCCAGAUGCUGACACCGGUGACCUGGAGCCGCGUGCCCAACGAGUUCUUGACCGUGGAGACAGCCCGCAUCAGUGACCGGCACGGCUGGAUGGUGGAGUGCGGUGACCCCCUGGUCAUGAUGGCCUUGCACAUCCCUGAGGAGAGCCGCUGCAUCGAUAUCCUGGAGCUGUCGGAGCAUCUGGCCCUGCUGACGUUCCAGCACCACUCGCUGCAGCUGUACUGCGCCGUGUGCGCCCUGGGCAACAACCGGGUGGCCCAUGCCCUGUGCAGCCACGUGGACGAGUCCCAGCUGCUGUACGCCAUUGAGAGUCCCCACCUGCCCGGCCCGCUGCGCAGCGGCUACUACGACCUGCUUAUGAGCAUGCACCUGGAGUCGGCCAAGCGGGCCCGGCUCACCAUGAACAGCGAGUUCAUCGUGCCCAUGACGGAUGCCACCAAGAGCAUCCGGCUCUUCCCCGAGGGCAGCCGGAAGCCCGGCCUGCCCGGCGUGGGCACCAGCACCUGCCUGCGCCCGCCCCUGCACUUCUCCCCGCCCUGCUUCGUCAGCACCAGCCCCGAGCGGUACCAGCUGAGCCCUGAGCUGCCGCUGGAGGCGCUGAAGCUGAAGGCGCUGGCCAUGCUGACGGAGGCGGUGCAGGACGGCGGGCAGCACAGCCGGGACCCGGUGGGGGGCAGCGUGCAGUUCCACUUCGUGCCCAUCCUCAAGCUGGUCUCCACCCUGCUUAUCAUGGGUGUCUUCGGGGACGAGGACGUGCGGCACAUCCUGCGCAUGAUCGAGCCGGCCGUCUUCGGGGACCCCGCCGAGGAGGAGCGGGGCGAGGCGGAGAAGCUGGAGGAGGAGGAGGGGGAGAAGGCUGGGGCGAAGGCUGGCGAGGAGGAGGCCGAGGGGCUGGAGGAGGGGCUGCUGCAGAUGAAGCUGCCUGAGUCGGUGAAGCUGCAGGAGAUUCGCUUCCCUAAGAUGGUCACCAACUGCUGCCGCUUCCUCUGCUACUUCUGCCGCAUCAGCCGCCAGAACCAGCGCUCCAUGUUCGACCACCUCAGCUACCUGCUGGAGAACAGCGGCAUCGGGCUGG
Messenger RNA from Chelonoidis abingdonii (Abingdon island giant tortoise), 2238 nucleotides. The record is from RefSeq and is a predicted model, not a curated record. Lineage: Eukaryota; Metazoa; Chordata; Testudines; Testudinidae.